AGUAUAAAACCGUGCUGGCUGACGUCGCCGCUCUCUUCCCUGCCUAUCUACGAGCGCGAUAGGCAGUGUAUUUUUGCCGUGAAUUUUCUCUCCACAAAGCGAAUCCGCCUGCAUCUGUCAAAAUGGUGAACUUCACCGUUGACCAGAUCCGCGCCAUCAUGGACAAGAAGUCCAACAUCCGCAACAUGUCCGUGAUCGCGCACGUGGACCAUGGCAAGUCCACCCUCACCGAUUCCCUGGUGUCCAAGGCCGGCAUCAUCGCCUCGGCCCGCGCCGGAGAGACCCGCUUCACCGACACCCGCAAGGACGAGCAAGAGCGCUGCAUCACCAUCAAAUCCACCGCCAUCUCCAUGUACUAUGAGCUCAGCGACAACGAUCUGGCCUUCAUCAAGCAGUGCAAGGAUGGCUCCGGCUUCCUGAUCAACCUCAUCGACUCUCCUGGCCACGUGGACUUCUCCUCCGAGGUCACGGCCGCCCUGCGUGUCACUGAUGGUGCCCUGGUGGUGGUGGACUGCGUCUCUGGUGUGUGCGUCCAGACAGAGACAGUGCUGAGGCAGGCCAUCGCUGAGAGGAUCAAGCCCGUUCUGAUGAUGAACAAGAUGGACCGCGCCCUGCUGGAGCUGCAGCUGGAGCCUGAGGAGCUGUACCAGACUUUCCAGCGCAUCGUGGAGAACGUCAACGUCAUCAUCUCCACCUACGGGGAGGAUGAGGGCGGGCCCAUGGGAAACAUCAUGAUCGACCCGGUUGUGGGCACCGUGGGGUUCGGUUCCGGACUUCACGGGUGGGCCUUCACCCUGAAGCAGUUUGCUGAGAUGUACGUAACCAAGUUUGCAGCCAAGGGCGACGCCCAGCUGGGGCCAGCUGAGCGCUGCAAGAAGGUGGAGGACAUGAUGAAGAAGCUGUGGGGAGACAGGUUUUUCGACCCAGCUUCCGGCAAAUUCAGCAAGGCUGCCACGGGCCCUGAUGGCAAGAAGCUCCCCCGAACUUUCGCUCAGCUCAUCCUGGACCCCAUCUUCAAGGUGUUCGACGCCAUCAUGAACUUCAAGAAGGAGGAGACGGCUAAGCUGAUCGAGAAGCUGGACAUCAAGCUGGACACUGAGGACCGGGACAAGGAGGGCAAGCCCCUGCUAAAGGCAGUGAUGCGUCGCUGGCUUCCUGCCGGCGAGGCCCUGCUGCAGAUGAUCACCAUCCACCUGCCGUCCCCCGUCACCGCCCAGAAGUACCGCUGCGAGCUGCUCUACGAGGGACCCGGAGACGAUGAGGCCGCCAUGGGAAUCAAGAACUGCGACCCCAAAGCCCCCCUGAUGAUGUACAUUUCCAAGAUGGUGCCGACCACUGACAAGGGUCGCUUCUACGCCUUCGGCCGAGUCUUCUCCGGCUGCGUCUCCACUGGGCUCAAAGUGAGGAUCAUGGGACCAAACUACACCCCUGGCAAGAAGGAGGACCUCUACCUCAAGCCAAUCCAGAGGACCAUCCUGAUGAUGGGGCGCUACGUGGAGCCCAUCGAGGACGUGCCCUGCGGGAACAUCGUGGGCCUGGUGGGCGUGGACCAGUUUCUGGUGAAGACGGGCACCAUCACCACCUUCGAGCAGGCGCACAACAUGCGGGUGAUGAAGUUCAGCGUGAGCCCCGUGGUGCGCGUCGCUGUGGAGGCCAAGAACCCGGCCGACCUGCCCAAGCUGGUGGAGGGCCUGAAGCGCCUGGCCAAGUCGGACCCCAUGGUGCAGUGCAUCAUCGAGGAGUCCGGCGAGCACAUCAUCGCCGGCGCCGGGGAGCUGCACCUGGAGAUCUGCCUCAAGGACCUGGAGGAGGACCACGCCUGCAUUCCGCUCAAGAAAUCCGACCCAGUCGUGUCCUACAGGGAGACCGUGAGCGAGGAAUCUGACCAGAUGUGCCUGUCCAAGUCCCCCAACAAGCACAACCGCCUGUACAUGAAGGCCCGCCCCUUCCCCGAUGGCCUGGCCGAGGACAUCGAGAAGGGCGAGGUCACCGCCCGCCAGGAGCUCAAGGCCCGCGCCCGUUACCUGGCCGACAAGUACGAGUGGGAGGUGACCGAGGCACGAAAGAUCUGGUGCUUCGGACCAGACGGCACCGGGCCCAACAUGCUGGUGGAUGUGACCAAGGGGGUGCAGUACCUGAACGAGAUCAAGGACAGCGUGGUGGCUGGCUUCCAGUGGGCAACCAAGGAGGGGGCUCUGUGCGAGGAGAACAUGCGUGCCGUGCGCUUUGACGUCCACGAUGUCACCUUGCACGCCGACGCCAUCCACCGCGGCGGCGGCCAGAUCAUCCCCACCGCCCGCAGGGUGCUGUACGCCUGCCAGCUCACCGCCCAGCCCCGCCUCAUGGAGCCCAUCUACCUGGUUGAGAUUCAGUGCCCAGAACAGGUUGUGGGCGGCAUCUACGGUGUGCUGAACAGGAAACGCGGUCACGUGUUCGAGGAGUCGCAGGUGACAGGCACGCCCAUGUUCAUCGUCAAGGCCUACCUGCCUGUCAACGAGUCUUUCGGUUUCACAGCUGACCUGCGGUCCAACACCGGCGGCCAGGCCUUCCCGCAGUGUGUGUUCGACCACUGGCAGGUCCUUCCGGGAGACCCCAGCGACUCCACCUCAAAGCCCUUCCAGAUCGUCGCCGAGACGCGCAAACGCAAGGGGCUGAAGGAGGGCAUCCCUGCUCUGGACAACUUCCUGGACAAAUUGUAAACGGCACCUUUCUCCUCCUCUCCUCCCUUUCCCCUCCUCCUCCUCCUCUCUAUACCUAUACCCCCCCCCUUCUCUCCCCCUCCACGGCAGGAGUGAGGGACAGGACUGUACAGAACACAGCGAGCACCAUAUAAACAAAAAAAAAAAAAAUGAGGAAAAAAAAGAAAAAAAAAAAACUUGGCAAA
This is a messenger RNA of Megalops cyprinoides (Indo-Pacific tarpon), 2884 nucleotides long. Its product is annotated as elongation factor 2. The transcript has 13 exons. Gene Ontology annotation, biological process: translational elongation. The record is from RefSeq and is a predicted model, not a curated record. Lineage: Eukaryota; Metazoa; Chordata; Actinopteri; Elopiformes; Megalopidae. Gene Ontology annotation, molecular function: translation elongation factor activity; ribosome binding; GTP binding. Gene Ontology annotation, cellular component: cytosol; ribonucleoprotein complex. Bases 123 to 2699 code for a protein of 858 amino acids.